UUAAAGAUUGAUCAGUCUGCACUUACGGGAGAAUCACUACCAGUGACAAAGAAUCCUGGUGACGGGGUAUACUCUGGUUCAACCUGCAAACAAGGUGAAAUAGAGGCAGUUGUUAUCGCCACUGGAGUUCACACUUUCUUUGGAAAGGCAGCCCAUCUUGUAGAAUCAACGGUUCAUGUUGGCCAUUUUCAGAAGGUUUUGACUGCAAUAGGGAAUUUCUGCAUCUGCUCGAUUGCUAUUGGAAUGGUUAUUGAUAUUAUUGCUAUGUGUGGUGUUCAUGAUAGCAAAUACCGUACGGUAGUUGAUAAUCUUCUUGUGCUUCUCAUUGGGGGGAUCCCAAUUGCUAUGCCCACUGUUCUUUCUGUCACAAUGGCUAUUGGAUCACAUCGCUUGUCCCAGCAGGGUGCCAUAACGAAAAGAAUGACAGCCAUUGAAGAAAUGGCUGGGAUGGAUGUUUUAUGCAGUGAUAAAACAGGAACUUUAACCCUCAACAAACUCUCGGUGGAUAAGAAUUUGAUUGAGGUUUUUGCCAAAGGCAUUGACAAGGACACAGUUGUUCUCAUGGCUGCAAGGGCUUCAAGAGUGGAAAACCAGGAUGCCAUUGAUACUGCAAUUGUUACUAUGUUAGCAGACCCGAAAGAGAUAUGA
This is a messenger RNA of Asparagus officinalis (garden asparagus), 648 nucleotides long. Its product is annotated as plasma membrane ATPase 1-like. Lineage: Eukaryota; Viridiplantae; Streptophyta; Magnoliopsida; Asparagales; Asparagaceae. Gene Ontology annotation, biological process: proton transmembrane transport; regulation of intracellular pH. Gene Ontology annotation, cellular component: plasma membrane. The annotation marks the transcript as partial. Gene Ontology annotation, molecular function: ATP hydrolysis activity; ATP binding; P-type proton-exporting transporter activity. The record is from RefSeq and is a predicted model, not a curated record. The transcript has 6 exons.